Messenger RNA from Dichomitus squalens LYAD-421 SS1, 1371 nucleotides. RefSeq lists its product as uncharacterized. Lineage: Eukaryota; Fungi; Basidiomycota; Agaricomycetes; Polyporales; Polyporaceae. The coding region runs from base 1 to 1371 and encodes 456 amino acids. The transcript is spliced from 15 exons. Gene Ontology annotation, molecular function: transporter activity. The record is from RefSeq and is a predicted model, not a curated record. Gene Ontology annotation, biological process: transport.
AUGGUCGCCCAGAACAGCACUCUCUGUCCGUCAGACAACCGACAAAUAAUUGACCAGAGUAGUUUCUGGAGCUCAAACGGGCUGAACUGGGACGCACAUCGGAUAGGAUGGGUGGUUUCAGGAGCGUGCGCCGCUGUGACGGUCCUCCUCACGGCGAUCAACGUCUCGUUCCACUGCAGAAACUACACGAACCCUGGCGAACAGCGACAAAUCAUCCGAAUAUUGUAUAUGCCUGCCGUCUACGCCUUGAUAUCCUUCUUUUCCUACCGGUUCUUCAGGAGCUACACGUAUUAUGACCUCAUCGAAUGUGUAUACGAGUCCAUCACUCUCAGCGCCUUCCUCCUCCUCCUCAUCGAGUACGUCGCUGCGACAGCAGUCGGCCACGACGUCGACAAUGCCAUCCUCCGCAAAGACAAAUCAAGUCUACCAAUUCCUUUCUGUUGUUGGCGGUAUCGACCAACUAAGGCCUACUUCAUGUACGCCGUGAAGUGGUCCGUACUCCAGUACGUCAUCCUACGACCAGCACUUUCCAUCGCGGGAAUCAUCUGCCAACACUACGGUGUGCUGUGCGAGUCGGGCCCUUGGAGCUUCAAGACUGCACACGCAUACAUCAGCGUCAUCGACGCUGUUAGCAUCACGGUUGCGCUAUACGGGCUGUUGAUAUUCUACGGGCUGACGAAGGAGGAGCUCGUGGGGAAGAAGCCUCUGGCCAAGUUUUUAUCCAUCAAGCUCAUCGUCAUGUUCACCUUCUAUCAGUACUUGGUGUUCGAUGCACUUGAAGGAGCGAAUCCACCUGUGAUUAAAGCGACGCCAUAUUGGACGGCGACCAACAUCGCCGAUGGUCUCAACGCGCUCGCCAUUUGCAUCGAGAUGGUGCUGUUCUCCGCUUUCAUGAUGCACGCCUACACGUGGAAGGAGUACGUCAUCCCGGGCCGCCCCAAGACAGGCUUCGGGCGGCCGCUCUUGGACAGCAUCAACUACGCCGACUUCGCGCGCGAGAUCUGGAGCUCGACCAAGUUCUUCAUCGACUUCAUUCGCGGCAAGCCGGGCACGCACGGCGUGCGCAUCACGGUGACGAACGCGGACGGACGCGCGGUCACAAAGAAGACGUACGGCGAGGCGUUCGGCUUCGAGCGUAGCUCGUCCUCGGGCGUCAGCAGCCUCUCUUCAAGCCCAAGCGCGAAUGUCUACCGCGGCCGAGCAGGAGGAGGGGGUGAGUCCAUGACCAUGUCCGCUGUACGUCCGCCCCGGGAAUCCUAUGAAGAGAACAUCAGGUUAGCGCCGUAUCAGUACGGGGGCGGCGAAGCGAACAGCGCGGAGGGAUAUACGACUGGGCCGAGCAUGGAGAACGUGAGCAUACCGCGCUACUGA